Messenger RNA from Abrus precatorius (Indian licorice), 2696 nucleotides. Its product is annotated as type I inositol polyphosphate 5-phosphatase 4. NCBI's taxonomy places the organism in Eukaryota, Viridiplantae, Streptophyta, Magnoliopsida, Fabales, Fabaceae. Gene Ontology annotation, molecular function: inositol-polyphosphate 5-phosphatase activity; phosphatidylinositol-3,4,5-trisphosphate 5-phosphatase activity; phosphatidylinositol-4,5-bisphosphate 5-phosphatase activity. Bases 533 to 2215 code for a protein of 560 amino acids. Gene Ontology annotation, biological process: phosphatidylinositol dephosphorylation. The transcript has 13 exons. The record is from RefSeq and is a predicted model, not a curated record.
UUGGGGUAAAAGGCCUCGAGAGAGAGCGAAGCUUGUCUCCACUUUAUUCCCCUUCAAAUUCUAUACUUUGCUCUCUAAUAUACCCUCAACCAGGUUUUGGUUUUGGUUUGGUGCAUUGUCUUCUUCUCCUCUUAAUCUCUUAUAGUAUUGUGGGGUGGUUCCAUUUGUGCUUCUUACCAUGUGAGUGAGUGUUCUGAUUUGUACUACAUUGGCUAAAGUGGUGACAAACUGAGAUUCCUUGAAUUGUUUUUUUGACGUUAACUCAGUAACACAGGAUUGCCCCCCCUUGGUUGUGUUCUUCUCUCAGUUACCAAGUGCCUUGAUCAUCAAACCCGCUGUCUCUGAAUAGAGACAUUAACAGAAACAGAAAUUGAGCUGAAACCCAUGUUUUUAGGGAGCUGAGCUUUUGAUCUUGUCUUAAUACGCUUGCUCGCCUCAUUGCUCAACUUUAACUCCUCUUCAACUAAGGAAGGACUAUUGUAUCGUUUUCUGUUGUUAUUAACUCAGAAAGCUAUAUGAAGCUGUCCCAACAAUGAGAGAUGAGAACUCGAAGAAAAGCAAGCUUUCAUGGCCCAAAACGUUGGUCAAGAAGUGGUUCAAUAUCAAGAGCAAAGCUGAGGACUUUCAGGCAGAUGAUGUCCUUUACGGAGGUGUCGAUGAAGAGUGGAGGAGCAACUGUUCACAGAGGGAGGAAUGCACUAUCAAGAAAAGCAAAACAGAUAGAGCAAAGAGAAGGAACUCAGAUAGAAUGCGGCGAGGUAAGAUUGACCCUGAUGCAGCUCAGGUUACGGAUGUGUAUAACUAUAGAAUCUUUGUUGCCACUUGGAAUGUAGCUGGAAAAUCUCCUCCAAGUUAUUUGAGUCUGGAAGAUUGGCUUCACACUUCUCCACCUUCUGAUAUCUAUGUUCUUGGGUUUCAAGAAAUUGUACCUCUCAAUGCUGGAAAUGUUUUAGGUACAGAAGACAAUGGUCCUGCCAGAAAAUGGCUAGCUCUUAUUAGGAAGACCCUAAACAGUCUUCCUGGAACAAGUGGUGAAUGCCACACUACAUCGCCGCUUCCUGAUCCUAUUGUAGAGUUAGAUGCUGAUUUUGAGGGAUCAAUGAGGCAGAAGGAAACCUCUUUUUUCCAUCGCAGGUCUUUCCAAUCCUUGAGUCGUAGUAUGAGAAUGGACAAUGACAUGUCACUGCCACAAGCUUACCUUGACCGCCGUCUCAGCGUGUGUGAUCGAAUGAUGUUUGGCCACAGGACAAGUGACUAUGAUCCCAAUUAUAGAUGGGCUUCCUCAGAUGAUGAAAACGGGCCUGGUGACUCCCCAGUUGCGACACAAUAUUCACCAAUGUCAUAUAGAGGUUUUUUCUCUAUGGAUGACAGAGAGAGACACACAGGGCACUCAAGAUACUGUUUGGUUGCUAGUAAGCAAAUGGUUGGGAUAUUUCUUACAGUUUGGGUGAAAAGUGAUAUAAGAGAUGAUGUUCACAACAUGAAAGUUUCUUGUGUUGGCAGAGGAUUGAUGGGAUAUCUUGGAAACAAGGGUUCAAUCUCAAUUAGCAUGUCUUUGCACCAAACAAGCUUUUGCUUCAUAUGUAGUCAUUUGACUUCUGGACAAAAGGAGGGUGAUGAGCUAAGGAGGAAUUCAGAUGUAAUGGAGAUACUCAGAAAGACAAGGUUUCCCCGGGUUCACGGCAUGGGCAAUGAGAGAUCUCCUCAGACGAUUCUAGAACACGAUCGAAUAAUUUGGCUGGGGGAUUUAAAUUAUCGGAUAGCCCUUUCUUACCGUGCAGCAAAAGCUCUUGUUGAGAUGCGUAAUUGGAAGGUUUUGUUAGAGAAUGACCAGCUUCAUAUAGAGCGGAGACAAGGCCGUGUCUUUGAAGGAUGGAAUGAGGGGAAAAUAUAUUUCCCUCCAACAUACAAGUAUUCGAACAAUUCAGACAGAUAUGCAGGAGAUGAAAGACACUCAAAACAAAAGAGAAGAACUCCAGCAUGGUGUGAUCGAAUCUUGUGGUAUGGAAGAGGCCUCCGUCAAUUAUCUUAUGUACGAGGGGAAUCAAGAUUCUCUGAUCAUAGACCAGUUUAUAGUAUGUUCCAGGCAGAAGUUGAGUCUCUUAGCCGUAACCGAAUCAAAAAAUGCUCUAGUUGCUCCAGUUCAAGAAUUGAAGUAGAAGAGCUGUUGCCACAUUCACAUGGUUACAGCUACACUGAUUUGAAUAUCUUUUGAUGAAUGCUACAACAUAUAUUUCCUCUGAACAAUCUGACUAAUUGAGGAAACUAAAAUAUCGAAGUGUGCCAUACAAGGUGGGCAAUGCUCUGGGGAAUGCUAGCCCCAGCGGUGAUGUAGACAUUGUUACUCUCCACUCCCAAUUAAGCUGCAGAGUUUGAUUUUGCCUACAAAUUGUUUUGCAGCUCACAAUUAUUUGGUUGACUAAUGACUUGUCAGCUCAAAUGCAAAUAACGUCUCAAUUACAUUGAUGAGAAACAUUAAAGAAUUACCGCUGUGAUGGGUAUUCAUUGCUUGUGUUAGAAAAGAUAUGUGCAAGUUCUGACGAAUAUGAAGCUUCUUUUCUCGUAGCAGCUAAUGAUUUCACUGAGAAGCAUUAAAGCUAAUGAGUAAAUUUUAUGGCUUUGUUUUGAACAUGUUGUAGUGUUUUCUUUUUCUGAUUAAGAUGAAAGUUGCAACCAAAAGGAAAUAAGGAAAUGGG